This is a messenger RNA of Naegleria fowleri, 648 nucleotides long. Lineage: Eukaryota; Heterolobosea; Eutetramitea; Acrasida; Naegleriidae. The record is from the annotation of a RefSeq genome assembly.
AUGAUUUUAUUGGUUAAAUUUUAUUUUUAUUUUUUUUUAUAUUUUUUUAUAAUAUGUUCAUAUAGAUUAUUAGAAUAUUACGACCAUUUUAUUUAUAAUUAUUUAUUAGUUAUGCAUAUUUCAUUAGUUAUAAUUAGUUACGUCUUUUUUUUUAUAUUAUUUAUUAAUCAGUUACGUAAUUUUAUACAUAGAAAUUUAUAUUUAGAAAUAAAUAGUUUUUUUUCGCUUAUGGGUAUUUAUUAUAGUACGUUAACUAUUUUUAUAGGUACAUUAUGGGCAUUUUCGAUAUGGAAAUCGUUAUUAUUUUUUGACAGUCGUAUUUUUUUUAUUUUAUUAUUGAUUUUAUAUUUUAUAAUUAAUAUUUUUUUAUCAUAUUUGAGUUUUUAUUAUAGAUUUUUGUUUUUCUUUUUUUUAAUUACCAAUUUGUUCUUGUUAAGAAUAAAAAAUAAUUGGAGUUCCCAAAUACAUCAAACAAAUAGCUUUUUUUUUUUUAUUUACAAUUUACCGAUUGUAGAUUCUUAUUAUGCUUCAAUUUUUUUUUCUGUUAUAAUACUAUAUACACUAUAUUUAUUGUAUUUAGUAAAUAUUUUUUCUCUUUUUAAAACAAUACAGUUAAAAAAUAUAUUAGAUUAUGUCUAUAACAAAUAA